AUGGAUUCUUCGAAAUCCCAAACCGUGGAGCUCCGAGAGCAGUCAUCACCAAGCCCUCCAGCAGAAGACAGGUUUCCGGAGGGCGGGUAUGGCUGGGUCUGCGUCGUCUGCCUCUUCAUGAUUCAUGCCCAUACGUGGGGGAUAAACUGCGCCUUUGGGGUCAUCCUUUCGUUCUAUCUUUCCAGCAAUGAAUUCCCCGGCACAUCGGCUUUGGUCUAUGCCGCCAUCAGUGGCCUGAGCAUCUCGUGCGCGUGCUUCAUUGCCCCUUUUCUGACCUUCCUUGCACCCAUCCUGCCUCUCCGCUUCUUCAUCCUGGCAGGUGCAACUCUUCAGGCGGUUUCGAUGGUCGGCGCUUCGUUCACAACCCAGAGUUGGCAACUGUUUCUCACACAAGGCCUUGGGUUUGGGUUUGGGAUGGGAUUCCUGUAUAUCAGUACUGUGGGAAUACCCAAUCAGUGGUUUAAGCACAGACGUGGAACCGCCAACGGGAUUAUGGCUGCCGGCUCGGGCACUGGGGGCUUUGUCUACUCCCUCGUGACAAAACAGAUGUUGGAUGCACUCGGAUUCGAAUGGACAUUCCGCCUGCUCGGCAUCAUCUCCUCGACAGUCAAUCUGGUUGCCGGGAUGCUACUCCGCGAGCGUUUUUCCAAAGAUCGACCAAAAAUGACCUCCUCACGCUUACGCCGGCCCGCAUUUCUCCUCUUCCUGCUCUUUGGUUUUUUUAGCAUGCUGGGCUAUAUCUCUCUCCUCUUCAGCCUCGCAAGCUACGCAGAGGCAAUCGGCCUGGGCGCCAGAAGAGGCAGUCUGGCGAGCGCCCUGCUCAACCUGGGCCAGGCGAUUGGCCGCCCCCUCGUCGGCGUCCUCAGCGACCGCUUCAGCCGCCCCAAAGUUGCCGCCAGCAUGUCAAUCUUUUGCGGCUUAUGCUGCAUAGCAUUGUGGCCCUUUGCCUUGGGCGAGGUCUCUCUGUACGUCUUCUCUAUUCUCGCGGGCCUAGGAGCGGGGACAGUCUGGGCAUCGGCGCCACCGCUGGCCGCGGAGCUUGUGCCGUUGUCUGAGGUGGGCUGGGCACUGGCUGUGUUUUUCGUGUGUGUGGCGCCUGCUGGGACGGUUUCGGAGGUGAUUGCGCUGCGGCUUAGGGGCGCAGGGAGCGUACAAAGGCCUUAUAUUGCUGCGCAGAUGUUUACAGGCGCGGCGUAUCUUGCGGCGGGGGCGUCGCUGGGCCUUGUUCCACUUUUUCUGUAG
Molecule: messenger RNA, 1242 nt
Organism: Aspergillus mulundensis
Lineage: Eukaryota; Fungi; Ascomycota; Eurotiomycetes; Eurotiales; Aspergillaceae
Exons: 2
Coding region: 1-1242 (413 amino acids)
Biological process (GO): transmembrane transport
Molecular function (GO): transmembrane transporter activity
Source: RefSeq, a predicted model, not a curated record